Pygocentrus nattereri (red-bellied piranha) is the source of this 7412-nucleotide messenger RNA. RefSeq names its product phospholipid phosphatase related 4a (gene plppr4a). Gene Ontology annotation, molecular function: phosphatidate phosphatase activity. The record is from RefSeq and is a predicted model, not a curated record. The coding region runs from base 139 to 2745 and encodes 868 amino acids. Gene Ontology annotation, biological process: axonogenesis; phospholipid metabolic process; phospholipid dephosphorylation. NCBI's taxonomy places the organism in Eukaryota, Metazoa, Chordata, Actinopteri, Characiformes, Serrasalmidae. The transcript has 8 exons.
CCAUCCAUCAGCUGUGCGGAAAUAUCGCGAUGCUUCCCGCUGCUCUCGAGCCUCUCAGCGCGCGGAGGACGCAGCUGCAGCCGCUGCUGCCUGCUUUGGUGCUGCAGUCCUGGCGCGCGCGCGCUCCUGUGUGCGUUCAUGAGUGUGUAUGAGAGAGUGUGUCCAGGCUGCCUCCACGCGCACUGCUCUUCUCCUUCCCUUCUGGACCCCGAGGAUGGAGAAGGAAGCGCCGGCAUAGAAGAGCUCCAGUUCAUCUCUGUUGGAGGGACCCUUCGGGGGGGGCUUCGGAUCCUUUCACCCCCGCUCCGCUCAGAAGCACCUGGGGAGGCACCCCGAACGUUCGGCAUGGCUGCGAAAGAGAGGCUCAAGAGCAAGAUGAGCAAAGACAGCGUCACCCUGCUGCCCUGCUUCUAUUUUGUGGAGCUCCCGAUCCUGGCCUCCUCAGUGGUCAGCCUUUACUUCCUGGAGCUGACGGACAUCUUUAAGCCUGUGCAUUCAGGCUACAGCUGCAAUGACCGGAGCCUGAGCAUGCCCUACAUCGAGCCAAACAAGGAGGUCAUUCCUUUCCUCAUGCUCUUCAGCCUUGCUUUUGUUGGACCAGCAGCUACGAUUAUGAUCGGGGAGGGGAUCCUGUACUGCUGUGUGGCCAGAAGAAACCUCGCCAUCAAAACUGAGGCCAACAUAAAUGCUGCCGGCUGCAAUUUUAACUCCUACAUCCGCCGGGCUGUAAGGUUUGUGGGGGUCCACAUAUUUGGCCUGUGUGUCACGGCCCUCAUCACAGACAUCAUCCAGCUGUCCACUGGCUACCAUGCCCCGUACUUCCUGACCGUGUGCAAGCCCAACUACACCUCCCUCAACACCACCUGUGACGAAAACGCUUUCAUCAUCGAAGACAUCUGCUCAGGGUCUGACCCUGUAGCCAUCAACGCGGGCAGGAAGUCUUUUCCAUCUCAGCACGCCACCCUGGCUGCCUUCGCCGCGGUGUACAUCUCUAUGUAUUUCAACGCCACACUGACUGACUCCUCCAAGCUGCUUAAACCCCUGCUGGUCUUCUCCUUUAUCAUGUGCGGCGUCAUCUGUGGCCUGACCCGCAUUAUCCAGUUCAAAAACCACGCCAUCGACGUCUACUGCGGAUUUCUCAUCGGGGGAGGAAUCGCUAUCUACCUGGGUCUAUACGCGGUGGGGAAUUUUAAACCCAGUGAAGACACGUCUCUCCGCCAGCAUCAUCACCAUCACCCCCUCCCUCACCUGCGCCCCCCGCAGCCUCACCAGCCUCAGCCUCCACCCAUGCAGCUCCCUGCCCAACCGCAGCCUGUCCUGCCCCCUCCAGCCCUCCGGGAACCCCUGCGGCAACUGCCUAACCUCACCACAGACCAUCCACGCUUCCUGCAGCCCAAAAGCCUGAGUGUGAGGGAGCGGCCCACGUCAGCCCGCUCCGAGAGCAUCUUGCUGCGCGGGCCGCAGCGACACAGUGAUUCCCUUACCAGCCUGAAGAGGGCCAGCACCGAGGUGGAGUGUAUAACACCCCCCAGCCCGAUCUGCAAGGAAAGCCUGGUGACCUUCAGCAACACUCUGCCCCGCGUCCACUCAACACCCUUCCCCAUAGCUGUUGAGGAGCCUGUCCCCCGGCGGCACGCCUCCAUCCAUGCCUCCAUGGACUCCACACGCUCCAAGCAGCUGCUCUCACAGUGGAAGAGCAAGAAUGAGAAUCGCAAGCUCUCUCUGCAGGCCAUGGAGGUGGAGGUAGAUCCGAGCCGUUCACCUCAGCGCUCCAUGGAGCUCCGCUGCAGCUCUGAGCCAGCCGCCAUGGGCAUGGACAUUGGCCCCCCAGCCAGCCAGUACAUGAAGCUGGCUGCUAGCUCUGUGCCACUGGCCAAUCACAACCAUAACGGAGUUGGAGGGUUAGUGGGCGGAGCCAGAGUGUCCAUCCAGUCACGGCCGGGCUCCUCUCAGCUGGUGCACAUCCCAGAGGAGACACAAGAAAAUGCCUGCUCUUCUCUGCAAGAGGAUAGCGGAGAGGCUAGCGAUGGUGGAGGAGGUGGACGAAAUUUGGCCCGAUCGAAAUGGAUGAAAGUGGCAGAAAAGAGCACCGUCUGCAGGACUAACAGCCAGCCGCGCAUUAUGCAGGUGAUUGCAAUGUCCAAGCAGCAGGGAAUGCUGCACGGAAGCCCAAAAAGUGAAAGCAGCGCACUUAGCUGCACCGGAUCCAUUCGCUACAAGGCACUGAUGGACCAGGAGCUCAAUGCAGGCGUUGUGCAUGUGGAAGCACACCCAGAAGACAAACCUAUUGUAAAGCUGGACAGUGGAGGCUCCUGGAGGUGGAAGCCACCCCAAGAGCGAGGCAGCAUGCGCCAGUCCUUCGAGCUUAACGACCUCAACCGGGACUCAGAAAGCUGCGACUCCCUCAAAGACGGCUACGGCUCAAUCGACGGCCAACGCAGCCUGCCAGACAUGAGCAACCCCCCUCCUCAUCAUCAUCCUCACUUCCACCACCACCACCAUCCCCCCCACCCUCACCAGCAGGGCAUCACCACCAUCCGAGUGACGCCUGUGGAGACGAGCAGUGAGGCCGCCUCCGAGACGCUGUCGAUCGCCUCAAGCCGAGAUUCCACCCUCCAGCGCCGCAAGAACGUCAACGUGGUCCUGUUACCAGACAGAGGCCCCAGCCCGGACAACACCAGGAACCUGCCGCACUUUUUCAAAUCCUCACCCACGCCCCCGCCUACUGUGACCUUCAAAGAGUGAGCUCAAGACUCUGCUUCUUUUCCCAUAUUUUCUGUUCCCAGAGUGGCCUUGCUCUAUUACUCACAGUUCUCUAUAGGGACAGAUGGGAGCUAAUACUGGAUAUCUCCAUUGCCCCCUAUUCUGACGGCCAGCUGGCUCCCUCUGACCCAUGUAAGGCAGCAUUGCGCAUUUUCCCUGUUUUUGCCAGACUGUGACAUUGAAAAAGCACAAAAACUCUUUUCGUCCCCGUGCCCCCGAGACUCCUUGGUCAUUGUGGUUUUGUGAUUUAACUUUUUCGACUGCAUCGUUCUUUCAGUUUUAUAAUCACACCUAUCACAUGAAGAGACUUUAGUGUCGACACUACCUAGACAGUGUUUUUUUUUUUUUUGUAAACUCUCAUUGUCCUUAAUGAACAUAUGUGUUGCCUCAGACAACAACAUGUGGGUGCUUUUGAGAACUAGUUUCCUAUCAUAUAUCAGUGUGAAAAUACCUAUAUAUAUUUUUUUCUAUGUAAAUAAUGGACCAUAUUAUUCAGCCUCAUUAUAAUAUAACAGCUGAUGAUUAAUAAUUAUCUUUACAGAAUUGCAAGUACUGGUAACACUUGACCACAGGGCAGUGUUCAUAAGGCUGCAUGACACCUACAUAACCAUGGCAUGACAACUGACUUAAGCCUACAUAAACACGCCUUUACAGUUACAUAAUCCUUUUGAAACAUACAUUAAAUACAUUCAUUAGCGAGUGCAUAAAUAAUGUAAUGGAUGGAUGGAUUGAUGGAUUGAUGCUUAGUGUGUACCUAAUGAUAUGAUCAUGAUUUUAAAAAUGGAGAGUUCCGGUCCUAAAAUCUGAUUGGCUGAGCUGCAUUCAAAGCCGUGGUAAAAUACACAGUAUACACACACCUAUGACCACCUCACAGUAACUGGACUCUGUAUUACUGUGCCACGUCAGAAAAAAUCCUUGUGCUGUUAACAGAUUAGUCUUUUACGCUAAUGCUGCUUGCAUGACCACCAAGUGUGUUGAUGAAGAACCCGUUUUUUGUUUGAACUGAGGGGCUGACUGCUAGGCUUGAAUUAAAGCACUUACAGUAUGAUUCGCUGUAAAACGGCGGAAAACAAAGUCAAUUUCUCAUUUGAAUGACUUGCACGCCUCUGUCAAAUGGCUCCACACUCCCUAAAUUGUGUACUAGCUAAGUUUAGAAAAUCUAGCCUCUACAGCCAAAUAGUGCAUCACUUGUCAAGUAUGGAUGAUGUUGAAUCCCAGAUGACAUUUACUUAGCUAUAUUAUGCAUUGUUGGGCUGCAGGAUCCAGUAUUUAAAUUUCUAUAUAGUGCACUAUGUAGGGAGCAGGGAGCAAUUUGGGACUCAGCCCAGUGUUAGAAGAGACCACCACAGGAUUGCCCAAAAAGUACUUAUAAAUCGAAGAUUUUUGCACUGAACAGUGAUGUGUUAUCAUACGUUAAAAAGGUAAUGACAUGACUGUAAUACAGCAAUGGGCGACCACAUUUUUUCCACCUUCAGCAUGGAUGCUUGGCAAUGAUAACAUACUCUAGGAACUAUGGCUUCUUGGAGGACUACUUGUUUAUGUUGAUUAUUAUUAAUAAUAGCUUAAAUUAUUUUCAGAAAAAUUGUGUACUUUAUCAGAUUUUAUAUUGGCCUCCACUUUCCAUCGUGCCUAAGAACACCCUUACUUGGGCUAAAAUUGCUGUAACACACUGUCUCUCAUGGCUUAUUGUAGAGCUGGGCAAUAAAAAUGUUAUAACCAAAAUUGAUAUAAUUAGAUAUCGAUACACAUAGUGAUAAAUGUCAAAUCAUUGUUUCUUUCAAGUUUGAAGGCUGAUUUUUGCUGUUUUAAACUAUCCUUUAUGGUUGGAACGUGAGAAACACUCACCAAAUAGUGGAACAUUUCACAAAUUCUCUAUGCUAUUGUAGCAGUUUGAGAGGUGAACUGCAAUAUCUCUGAUGCUCGCUGUGUAAAUGCAUUAACUGCAGUAUGAAUCUCUCACACCAGACAGAGUCCUCCUUUUACUGAGAUUUAAACUGAAAUCUGAUUUUGUGUCUUGUAACAUCAAUUCGCCGUGUUGUGUAAGUGACGGCAUGCUGCUUCAAGUAGGCCAGCUGCUAAAAACAGCUAGCCAGGAAAGAUGGCGCUCUCCCGCUCUCCAAUGCCUCACAGCUUCCUCAGUUUACUGUCGUUUAAAUCAGGGCUGUAACUGCAUGAACCCACUUCUUUCACUUUCGUUGCUCGGUAAUGCACUAAUACUAAAAUAUGACUGAGUGCUGUAGCACACAGCGCUGUUGUUGUGAGGAGCAGACAUGAUUUGAUGCUGCUAAAGCUUCUUAGGAUGUACGGAAAGAGGUGUGUUCACUGUAGGACAGUUACACCACUGGUCUCGUCACUCAUACUCGAUCACAGGAGAACAGAUCUCCGAUUACUGCACUCAAACAGGGAAUGUAUAACUCCACGAAGUAUAUCCCUCUCUAUUCAUGUCGAAAAACUCUGAAGUGCACCCUCUCCUGGCGACAGCAGAGUAGUGUUGCUUUCCUUGCAGUAGCGUUGCUAGAGCGUAGAGGUGUGAGUGGUCUUUUAUCUCAAAAAUUCGCUGCACGUUUCUUAUAGUUCUAUCGAGGGAAGUUAUAUCGCGAUAAUUAUCGUUACUGUUUAUUGCCCAGCCCUAGCUUAUUGCUGUGAUAUAUUUCCAGGGAACAAAUUUGUCAAAUGCAUGAUGUCUUAAAAAAAUACCCAUAUUAAGAAAUAUCCAUAAUGAAAAUAUCACGAGGUAUACGCCUAACAUCACUGACUGUGUUUUCAAUUCAUUACAUUAUAUGCUCAUUACUCAUUAACAAAUGUAUAUAACAAAUGUUUCAAAAAGAUUAUGUAACUAUAAUGCAGUCAUACUGCAUAAACAGCGGUUUAUGAAUAUGAAUCUGUCGUGGAGGCUGAUUUUCUUUGUUUUCACAUUGUUUUCAAGCUCACAUAGCAAGUGCAACUUUUAUGACAAAUAGCAUUUCUUGGAGUAAGUCUUUACAUAUGUUCAUGUAGGUCUAUGCAGGGCUGUUUCUAGCCGUUUGGAGGGCCUAAACAGGAUUUUUGGGUGGGCCUCCAGCUUGUUAGCUGAUGACUACAGUCAGUUAAUCCCUUAAAUAGCCAGAGCCCAGCCUUUUAUUACACACUUUUAUAACCUAAGAAUAGCCCAGCCAGUUUGCACUGAAGUCCCUGUAGCUACUUAAUAAUAAUAUGUAUUAUAAUACUUAGUAUGUAACCAGCCUGGCAUCUAAAGGAGUUAAGGGCUUACUAACAAAAAUACCAACCACAACCUGUCUAAUCUAAUUGAUGUACAUAUAUAACUUGCUAAUUUGCAUAUUGCUGAUGAUUGGAGGCUUGUUUUGGGUUAUAAGAAGUUUAAAUAACAGAUAGCUAUCUCAGCAUUCAUGAUCCAGGAUCCAUGAUCCUGACCUGUCACACCAAUCUUACUUUGGUGGCAGCAUUGCUUUUCAGUUAUAAAUGCACUGUUUUCUGUAUUUGGAAGGUCUUUUACCUUUGUUAGUGAUUCCUCCUUAUGUCAUACACCAAUCAGGCAUUAUGACCACCUCCUCAUUUCUACGCUUAUUAUCCAUUUUAUCAGAUCCACUUACUCUAUAGGUGCACUUUGUAGUUCUACAGUUACAGACUGUAGUCCAUCUGUUUCUCUGAAACAAAUAAGCAUAAUGGUGCAGUGAUAACACAGAAGUGGGUAGGGGGCUUCUUGAAGGCCACGCCACCCUAAGCAGCUGCUUAUGUCGCUUAUUAGGUAGACUCGCACUGGGUCUACAUUGCUUGUCAUGAAUGCUUAUUUAGGUGUCAUGAAGCCUUUUGAACUCUGCCCUGCAGUGAAGUGUUACCCAUAUACUUCAGACCCGUUGCUUUUCGAACAGUAGGGAACGUAACUAGAUGUUUACAGAGGGUCAGCUUAUAUAGUGGAUUUACCAAAUGAUAUGGCACAGAGAGGGGUGCUUAUUUUAGUACCCCAUACACACUGUAUGAGGUGACAAAUGAAAUAAAUGAGUUAUAGUUAUUUAGCUAGUAGAAAGUGCUCUUUGAUGGCUUUGAGACAAUGAAUUUAUAGAAAAGAUUUUGCCUUAAGCUGGGCGUCAAAACGCAAAAGAAGAUUCAGACACGCUUCACAUUACCUGCCUUUUAAACAGUAAACAGUAGAUUCACACACUGUACCAUCAUUCAUUUUAUUCAUCUUAUCUCUGUGCUGUGAAAAAUUAUUUGCCCCUUCCCAAUUUCUUCUAUUCUUUGCAUGCUUGUCACACUUGAAUGUUUCCGAUCAUCAUACUACUUUUAAUAUUAGACAAUGAGUACAUUUAGAUGCACUCAAUAAUCUGAUCAUAAUUGGAUUUCUGCAGUUAUCUGAUUAUUCAAGUGGUCAUGUGACCAUCACACUCUGAUAUCUUAAAUCAGAGUAUGGUCUAGAAAUUAAGAUUAAGAAAGAGCUGGAUUUUAGCUCAGUAAUCAGAUUUCUCAGUGCUGUAAACUCUGACUCUGAUUUCUUUCGGAUUUAUGUGAAAAAAGACAGCGGUGCUGGAAAUAAGCAAGCACUGUUGCAGCAUGAUGGCAGCAAAACACUUUUGGAGCGACACUGAAACCAAAUACAUGCUUGACAAAGUGUAGAAUUAAAUGUAUGUUCAUAUUUUCAGGUAAAACGUGUU